CUCCAUAAACCAACAAGAUGAAUUCUCUCUCCACCGUGUGGUUAUUUUAAUUGAAUUGACCUUUGGUGAUUUGGUGGAGCAUCAGCAUUCGAACACCUUGUGGAGUUUCCCAAACAUGUAGCCUUUUAGGUGCUCAAGAUCCAAUCAGAUUCAAGGGCUGCUAUACUGAUGAUGAAUCAUUCCUGGCCUAUAAUUGGAAUGUUGUCUCCCCAUCCCAUAAAACACAUCACAUCUACUAGUACAAUGUUGCUGCCAGCCAAAUUGCUGGGACUUUUUUUCAUCUUUUUCUUUUUUGGGGUUAACAUGGAAUGGAAGGAUGGUUUUGUCAUGUUGUAAAUUUUGAACUAUCCUCUCUAUCGUAUUUUCCUGUGCACAGCUCGUCACUGAAAACAGAGAAAGCAAACCCUUUCAGUGUCCUGCUUAGAAGUUGAGGGGUUCUUGAUUCUUUGUCGUCGGUGAUUUGAAGAGGAGAUAGUUUGAGUUCAGUACUGGUAUGGACACAGUGGCGUAAAGAUGCCAUUUGCUCUGCUCCUGCAACGCUUAUGGGUGAGCACGCAUGGAGCUACUCAUUUAAGCUUGGCGACCAAAGCACUUGUGAUGUCAUCAUAUGCCUGAGAAACAAGGAAGGCAGGCACGAAGCUUUCCAUGCACAUUCCUCCAUUUUAAAAAACAAAAGCAAAUUUUUCGCAAACAAGCUCUCCCAACCAAAUUCCAGUGCCCAGAUAGAGAUCCAGUGCACAGAGUCUGAUUAUGAUCAUUAUGUUGAACUUGUGAAGCGUCUUUAUUGUCCCAGAGAUUUACUUUUGGACUCGUGGGAUUCUGUUCGAUCUGUUAUUGGGGUCCUUCAGGUGGCUGUUUUACUGAACUGCGAAGAGAUCACGGAGAGCUGCAUCCAGUACCUGGAGGCUGUUCCUUGGGAAGACAAGGAAGAGGAAGAGAUUGUUAAAAUAGCACUAAAGCUAGGCCCACUAGCAAUGCCAAUUUUGGCCAGGAUUGAACCGGUAGAUGUCAAUGCAACGAAGAAGGUGUUCAUCUCCGCCGUUCGCUUUGCCACUUCUACUGCUGGCCCUUGUCCUCCGCUGUUCGGAGAUGAGCUCAAGACCUCUGCCCAAGAACAAAUUGAUUACAUGCUAGGUGAUGAUGAGGGUGUGCCCUUAAUUACAGGUGAUGAUGAGGUGAAAGUGGAAGCCAGAAGCGGUCUGUCCAAGCUUUGUUCUUAUUUCAAGAGCAACGUGUCUUCGCUGCUUCUGGAGUCUGAAACCACAUACGAGUCAGCAGAGAAAAGAGUAAUGCAAAGUCUGUCCGAUCUAGAGUGGAUGUUCAAUGUGCUUCCCAAGAUGGAUUUGAUGAAAGAUUUUGUUGGUAACUGGGUAGACAUAUCAGAUAAUAUACUGGUCGUCGUUGAAGAUAAGAAGCUUGAUUCUGCAUUCUGGGGUCUGAAAGUGAAGCUAAUAGAAGUCACGGCAAAAGUAUUGGAAGCAGUCGGAUAUGGAAACGUGAUUCUUCCAGCACAAUGUCGGGUACAUUUGCUAAAGACAUGGCUUCCGUACAUACGGAAGAUGAAGGCCCUUUUAGAUUCCAUGGCCGACAAGGAGACCGAGUUCCCAUACAAGUUGGAUGAAGAUCUGUGCCAGAGCAUUGAGGGAGCCAUGGUCUCAUUGAUUUUGGCAUUGCCAUCAAGUGAUCAAGCUGACAUCCUUGUGGACUGGAUGAGCGCUGAGCAGUUAAGGUAUCCUGAUCUGAGCGAGGCUUUUGAGGUCUGGUGUUAUCGAACCAAGUCAGCAAAGAGAAGAUUGGUGGAGGGCUUGGGCAAUGUUGGCAAAACCACCCUCAGCCUUUAAGUUUAACUCAUCUAAGCCUAAAUUUUUUGUUGCAUGAUUAGAUUAAAUUUUGAUGUAGGUGGUGGAAAAGAAGCCUCCACUUUAUGCAUUUUUUGGUUGAUGCAUGGUUUCAUAGAUGGAUUUUUUUUUUUUUUUUUGCUGGUUGGGCUUCAUGUCUUACUUUCUGGAAAAAUUCCAGUGGUAAGUUUUGAUAUAACAAAUUUGUUUUCA
This is a messenger RNA of Coffea eugenioides, 2051 nucleotides long. Its product is annotated as BTB/POZ domain-containing protein At3g05675-like. Lineage: Eukaryota; Viridiplantae; Streptophyta; Magnoliopsida; Gentianales; Rubiaceae. The transcript has 3 exons. Gene Ontology annotation, molecular function: protein binding. Bases 543 to 1841 code for a protein of 432 amino acids. The record is from RefSeq and is a predicted model, not a curated record.